This is a messenger RNA of Thermothielavioides terrestris NRRL 8126, 576 nucleotides long. RefSeq lists its product as uncharacterized. NCBI's taxonomy places the organism in Eukaryota, Fungi, Ascomycota, Sordariomycetes, Sordariales, Chaetomiaceae. The transcript has a single exon. The record is from RefSeq and is a predicted model, not a curated record. The coding region runs from base 1 to 576 and encodes 191 amino acids.
AUGGCCCGCAAUCCCCCGGCACCGCCCUCCGCGGAGUCCAAACCCCUCCCGGACCCAUCCACCACCACCACCACCCGAGAAGAACAACAACAACCACUACAGCAACAACAAUCCCCCCAACGCCCCGGCACCUCCGGCACCGAAGCGGCGCUCAAAACCAGCCGCCGCCUCGCGAGCGAGCAGCUGCGCCAGGCCGAGCGCGCCGAGCGCGUCUACCGCGCGCGCAAGCGCGCCGCCGCCGCCCGCGCCAACUACGCCGAGGCCCGGUCCCACCUGCGCCAGGCGCGCGAGCACCUGGCCCUCGGCGCGCGGCUGCUGUUCGGCGUCGUCCGCUGGCUGCCGUACGUGUGGCGCGAGAAGAGCGAGGCGCGGCGCGUGCGCGCCGAGGAGAAGAAGCGCCGGAAGGUGAUCGAGAUGAAGAGGCGGUUGGAAGAGAAGCUUGCUGCGUCUGGCGGGGGGGUUGGUGAUGCCGAUGGCGAUGGUGCGGACGGGGGUGAGGGGGGUAGUGGUAAGGCGGAGGAGGGCCUGGCUGGUGCGAGGGGGGAGAAGGCGGCGGACAGGAUUAGGGUUGUGUGA